AUGUCUCCUGAUGCUCCAUCAGCAGCGCCUGAGAGGCGCAGCUACACUUUCGCUGAGUCCCUCUCGGCUGUCGACCGGAACGCGGCAAUCGACCCAUGCAGCGCUCAAUGGCUGCUGAUAUGGAUGUACGGCGCUUAUGUUGACGACAUCCCUAACGAGUCACAGCGCCGCAACAUCAGCGUCUUCUAUAGGACGUUGACUGACAUGUGUAAGAAUGGGCAGCAAUGCUUCCAACGCUUCGUAUCCGACUUCCCCCCUCAGACUGAAAGCCGUCGCGCGCUUAUGGGCUGGGUACAGAUGGCAGAGAAUUCGUGUCGCAUACAAAAUGGACUUCCAGCUAAGCUCUUUAAGUGUGUAAGACUUGAAGUACAUUUCAUCAUCUGCAGUUACCGCGAGUUAAUGAAGCGAUGGCGCUACCCUGAUGGCUACCUUUAA
Messenger RNA from Babesia sp. Xinjiang, 435 nucleotides. RefSeq lists its product as uncharacterized. NCBI's taxonomy places the organism in Eukaryota, Apicomplexa, Aconoidasida, Piroplasmida, Babesiidae. Bases 1 to 435 code for a protein of 144 amino acids. The transcript has 3 exons. The record is from RefSeq and is a predicted model, not a curated record. Gene Ontology annotation, molecular function: thiol oxidase activity.